Molecule: messenger RNA, 1792 nt
Organism: Galdieria sulphuraria
Lineage: Eukaryota; Rhodophyta; Bangiophyceae; Galdieriales; Galdieriaceae
Product: MFS transporter, SP family, sugar:H+ symporter
Exons: 1
Coding region: 30-1703 (557 amino acids)
Biological process (GO): transmembrane transport
Cellular component (GO): membrane
Molecular function (GO): myo-inositol:proton symporter activity
Source: RefSeq, a predicted model, not a curated record
AGCUUUGAUUUUGUAUUCUUGAUUUGGUCAUGGAAAGUAUCACGGAAGCUCAACAAAUGACAAAUGACUCAAAGAUUGAAGAGUUUGACAACGCAGAGCUUAGCAAGGAAGGGGUGACCGAUUUAGAUGAUGAAUAUCUCACAGAAGAGGAAAAGCUACAUCCUUGGCGUCAAACUCGCUCCUUCUAUUGGUCUGUGGUGGUUGCUUCUGUGGCUGUAUUGUUUUACGGCAUUGAUAUAACAGCAAUUAGUGGUGCCCAAGUUGGAUAUAUUCCUCAUUUUGGGAUAGGGGGCCGAACUUACCUUCAAGGAGUUCUUGUUUCUUGUAUUUACUUUGGUUGCUUUGUUGGGGUUUUCAUUGCUCUUUUCACGAAUACAUACUUUGGAAGGAGGUUUACCAUUUCUCUGGCAGCCGUCUUCUCAACUGGUGCAUGUAUCUGGGAAGCUGUAUCUCCUUCAUGGCAAGUAUUUAUUCCUGGUAGGAUUAUUCUUGGCUUUUCAUACGGGAUGAUUGGGGAAACAGCACCUGUUUACUUGGCAGAAAUGUCACCUGCUAGUAUCCGUGGGGCAAUUGUUUCUUUAUACCAGCAGGUUAUCACGAUUGGAAUCUUUCUUGCGUAUCUGUGCAAUCUCAUCUUUGUUUGGGUGAACUAUAAGAAUGUUGGCUGGCGUAUUAUGAUUGGUUUUCCUAUGGUACCAUCUGUUGUGGAAGUUUUCCUCAUUUGGACGGUUCCUGAAUCCCCAAGAUGGUUGAUAAAGAAGGGCAGAUAUGAAGAGGCGAAGAGAAACUUGUACAAGUUGCGUCUUACCUCAGAAACUGCUGAGAGAGACUUUGUUCGAAUUAAAAAGGGUGUUGAGGAGGAUGAACUUUUGCAGAAAGGAAAGAAUUUACUUGUUGAAGUAAUUCGUGUACCUUAUAUUCGUCGAGCUGUCCUUAUUGGAUGUAUGGAAAUGCUUUUCCAACAGAUGAGUGGCAUGAACGUAUUUAUGAACUAUAUUGAUGAAGUGUUCAAAGAGAAUAUUCAUAUGGGUUCAAGAGUGUCGGUUGCUGUCAGUUUAUUUCCAGGGUUCGUAAACAUGGUUGCUACAGUGAUUGUGUACUUCACUAUUGAUCGCUAUGGAAGAAGAACACUGCAAUUGGUCACUUUCCCUAUCAUGUUUCUUAUGUUAUUAAUGGUUUUAUUUUCUUUCUAUGGAGAUAAGAAAGUGAAUUUGGCAUUCUUUAUUAUUGGAGUUAUCUUCUUCAUUAUUGCCUACAGCCCGGGAGCUGGUCCGGUUCCUUGGACUUUUUGUGCUGAAGUAUUUCCUACUUAUGUACGUGCAGCAGGCACCACUAUAACCACGUUUGCUGUAAAUGCAUUUGACUUUGCACUUGCUUUUUCAUGGCCUUCUAUGAAAAAGGCAUGGGGACCUCAGGGAGGUUUCGGAUUCUAUGCUGGAUUCAACUUUCUUGGUAUUGUGAUGCAAUUCUUAUUUUUGCCAGAAACCAAGGGCUUUACCUUGGAACAAAUGAGAGUGGUAUUUGAAGAAGGUUUAUUUACUAUUGCAGGUUAUCACUGUCGUGCCGGAUGGAGAUCUUUACGCAAGUUGUUGGGACUUCCGGUUCCGGAUACACCUCUUGUCUCUCCUUAUGACAAAGCAUUUGCUUUGGAUCGGGCAAGAAGAGAAGAGGAGUUGUUGCACUCUGGUGAAGCCACCAAAUAAGGCUGCUUUGUCUUGUUUGAAAGAUGAAUGUGUGUGUGCCUACUUGCUUGAGUACUUUUUAUCGUGCGAAUAAACUUAAAGUUGCAAUU